Molecule: messenger RNA, 1710 nt
Organism: Symphalangus syndactylus (siamang)
Lineage: Eukaryota; Metazoa; Chordata; Mammalia; Primates; Hylobatidae
Gene: NRM
Product: nurim
Cellular component (GO): nuclear membrane
Source: RefSeq, a predicted model, not a curated record
AUGGGAAAACUAGACUAGCUGAGAUUCAACCCACGUGAGCGGCUGCAGAGCCGCUACCCUUAACAGCUCUCUCUCGGGAUUCUAACAUUCCCUUCUGUGACGGAGAGACCGCAGGCUGGGACACGCAUCCCGGGACGGAUCCACAGCUGGAUGGGGAAGGCUGCGCCCGUUGGGCCGGAAGCCGGGCGGUGGCAUGCAAGAGCCCCGCCCUCCUGGGCUGGAUUUCGGUCGGGGGCGGGGCCGUGGGCGGGGUCUGUGGCAGCGGGAAUCCAGACCCCGCCCCUUUCCCCGCCCCUCCAUUUCUCGCCAUGGCCCCUGCAAUGCUCCUGGUCUCUGCUGCCCUCGCCUCUUUCAUCCUGGCCUUUGGCACCGGAGUGGAAUUCGUGCGCUUUACCUCCCUUCGGCCACUUCUUGGAGGGAUCCCGGAGUCUGGUGGUCCGGAUGCCCGCCAGGGAUGGCUGGCUGCCCUGCAGGACCGCAGCAUCCUUGCCCCCCUGGCAUGGGAUCUGGGGCUCCUGCUUCUAUUUGUUGGGCAGCACAGCCUCAUGGCAGCUGAAAGAGUGAAGGCAUGGACUUCCCGGUACUUUGGGGUCCUUCAGAGGUCACUGUAUGUGGCCUGCACUGCCCUGGCCUUGCAGCUGGUGAUGCGGUACUGGGAGCCCAUACCCAGAGGCCCUGUGUUGUGGGAGGCUCGGGCUGAGCCAUGGGCCACCUGGGUGCCCCUCCUCUGCUUUGUGCUCCAUGUCAUCUCCUGGCUCCUCAUCUUUAGCAUCCUUCUCGUCUUUGACUAUGCCGAGCUCAUGGGCCUCAAACAGGUAUACUACCAUGUGCUGGGGCUGGGCGAGCCUCUGGCCCUGAAGUCUCCCCGGGCUCUCAGACUCUUCUCCCACCUGCGCCACCCAGUGUGUGUGGAGCUGUUGACAGUGCUGUGGGUGGUGCCUACCCUGGGCACGGACCGUCUCCUCCUUGCUCUCCUCCUUACCCUCUACCUGGGCCUGGCUCAUGGGCUUGAUCAGCAAGACCUCCACUACCUCCGGGCCCAGCUACAAAGAAAACUCCACCUGCUCUCUCGGCCCCAGGAUGGGGAGGCAGAGUGAGGAGCUCACUCUGGUUACAAGCCCUGUUAUUCCUCUCUCCCUGGAUUCUAAAUCCUUAACAUCCAGGCCCUGGCUGCUUCAUGCUAGAGGCCCAAAUCCAUGGACUGAAGGAGCUGCCCCUUCUACUACUUGAGACUUUAUUCUCUGGGUCCAGCUCCAUACCCUAAAUUCUGAGUUUCAGCCACUGAACUCCAAGGUCCACUUCUCACCAGCAAGGAAGAGCGGGGUAUGGAAGUCAUCUGUCCCCUCACUGUUUAGGGCAUGACACUCUCCCCCUCAACAGCCUCCUGAGAAAGAAAGGAUCUGCCCUGACCACUCCCCUGGCACUGUUACUUGCCUCUGCGCCUCAGGGGUCCCCUUCUCCACCGCUGGCUUCUACUCCAAGAAGCUGGACCAGGGUCUGCAAGUUCAACGGUCAUAGCUGUCCCUCCAGGCCCCACACCUUGCCUCACCACUCCCGGCCCUAGUCUCUGCACCUCCUUAGGCCCUGCCUCUGGGCUCAGACCCCAACCUAGUCAAGGGGAUUCUCCUGCUCUUAACUCGAUGCCUUGGGGCUCCCUGCUCUCCCGAGGAAGAUGCUCUGCAGGAAAAUAAAAGUCAGCCUUUUUCUACA